ACCGAGCACGAGACAAACAUGGAGGGAAAGAGCGGCGACGCGUCCCCCACAGCGCCGAAACUUCUCUCUCCUGCUCAGAAACAGGCCCUUAAAAGACAGCAGGAGCUGGAGCACUGGAAGAGGCACUCGAAACAGCUGCGGAGCCGCAAUUUGAUCACGGGCCUGACCAUCGGAGCCUUUGUUAUAGGCCUAUUCAGCUACACCAUUCUCUCAGUCAGACAGGAGAGAGUCAUGGGUGAGAUCGACGAUGAGGCGAAGGUCUUCAUCAUGAAAGGCCCUCGGACGGGGGCCAACUCUUAGGCGCCGAAUGUUGGGAUGUUUGAGACUCUCUCUCGAUGCGUUAUCAACGAACGUAUUUCCCAGUGGCCACUUUAAAUGGCACAAAGCAGAAUGUGUCAACUGUUGUGUUUUUCACAAAGGAAUGAUUUCAUUACGUGCUUAUUUAUUUGAAUCAUUCCCGGUUUGCCUUUUUUAUGUUAGCUGCUGUAACUUAAAAAUAAAACAAAAAUGGUUAUUGAA
Messenger RNA from Puntigrus tetrazona (Sumatra barb), 519 nucleotides. RefSeq names its product cytochrome c oxidase assembly factor 3 homolog, mitochondrial. Lineage: Eukaryota; Metazoa; Chordata; Actinopteri; Cypriniformes; Cyprinidae. Bases 19 to 300 code for a protein of 93 amino acids. The record is from RefSeq and is a predicted model, not a curated record. The transcript has 2 exons. Gene Ontology annotation, biological process: mitochondrial respiratory chain complex IV assembly. Gene Ontology annotation, cellular component: mitochondrial inner membrane.